Malassezia japonica is the source of this 963-nucleotide messenger RNA. It is a transcript of the gene ILV6, whose product is annotated as acetolactate synthase. The record is from RefSeq and is a predicted model, not a curated record. The transcript is spliced from 2 exons. NCBI's taxonomy places the organism in Eukaryota, Fungi, Basidiomycota, Malasseziomycetes, Malasseziales, Malasseziaceae. Gene Ontology annotation, molecular function: acetolactate synthase regulator activity. Gene Ontology annotation, biological process: branched-chain amino acid biosynthetic process. Gene Ontology annotation, cellular component: mitochondrial nucleoid; acetolactate synthase complex. The coding region runs from base 1 to 963 and encodes 320 amino acids.
AUGACGCUGCGCGCUUCUAUACCCGCGCUGUCGCGCCCUGCUCUUGGUGCUGUGUCUUUCUCCAAUGCUGCUAAACAGAGUGUUCGUCUCUACUCGAAGGCUGGCCGCGGCCGCCUGACGAGCACCUCGGCGCUGGACCACAAACUGUCGCACCGUCACCGCAAGCUCCCCCCCUUGCCUGGCCUGGACCGCCCGUCGAUUGACCCGGUGAUGGCUGUGAGCAAUAUCCUAUACAACACGCCUCCGCCCAGCACGGAGCCGAUCAAGCGUCACACGCUCAAUAUGUUUGUGCAGGACGAGCCGGGUGUGCUUGCGCGCGUCUCGGGCUGCCUUGCCGCGCGCGGUGUCAACAUCGACUCGCUCGUGGUGUGUGCGACGGACGUCGAGGACCUGUCGCGCAUGUGCAUUGUGCUGCGUGGUCAGGACGGCACGAUCGAGCAGGUGCGCCGCCAGCUCGAGGACCUCGUCCCAGUGUGGGCCGUGGUCGACUACACGAACACCAAGGUGAUUGAGCGUGAGCUGAUGCUUGUCAAGGUCUCGAUCCUGGGGCCGGAGUACUUCGACGCGGACCACCUCGGCUUUGAGGAGGCUGAGAGCGAGGUCGACCAGGCCGUCGCGCAGGCCGAGGGCACCGAUGCGCAGCCGGCCGUGCCUGCGCUGAGCCCGUCGGAGGCGCUCUCGAUCAAGCACGACAACAUGCGCUCGAUUAUUACCAUGAGCCAGCAGUUUGGCGGCCGCGUCGUGGACAUUAGCGACGCCAGCAUGAUGGUCGAGCUCUGUGCGAAGACGUCGCGCUGCGACGCCUUCUUCAAGCUCGUGCGGCCGUUUGGUAUCCUCGAGUGCUCGCGCACGGGUACCAUGGCCCUGCCCCGCUCGCCGAUCAAGUCGACCUGGUCGAGCCCGAGCGACCGCGAGGAGCAAGAGACGGACGCGUUCGACGCGACGAUGCUCCCGCCUGGAUAG